UGGAGAGGACUGGUAUGGAGAGGACUGGUAUGGAGAGGACUGCCAUGGAGAGGACUGCCAUGGAGAGAAAAAUACCAUGGAGAGAAAUACCAUGGAGAGAAAUACCAUGGAGAGGACUUCCAUGGAGAGGACUGGUAUGAAAGGACUGGUAUGGAGAGAACUGGUAUGCAUGAGAAGGCGAUGAGUGAGGGUCACGCUUUGCCCAGAUGAAGGCAUGAGACAGGGAGGGCACAAGUGGCAUGGGCCCUCCUCCCAGCCCCAUGGACCAACACUCUCAAGGCUACCACUCCCCACCUUGGGGCUCUGACCACUCCAGCCCCGUCCCUUCCAACGGCGCCCCCUCUGGCCCUCUCCAACCCUCUAGCGCAGGCCCAAGCCCCUCAGACACCUCCUCCAACCCGGACUCCCCAACCCUGGGGGGCAGAAACCAGUUGCACAACCGUCCCGGUGGGCCCCAGCAAAGUGGCCCCGGCCCUGUUGCCCCGGAGGAGGCCUACUCCUUUCAACCAGAACCAGCUUCACCAGCUGCGGGCCCAGAUCAUGGCCUAUAA
Messenger RNA from Salvelinus sp. IW2-2015, 551 nucleotides. Its product is annotated as proline-rich proteoglycan 2-like. The record is from RefSeq and is a predicted model, not a curated record. Lineage: Eukaryota; Metazoa; Chordata; Actinopteri; Salmoniformes; Salmonidae.